Molecule: messenger RNA, 1778 nt
Organism: Phodopus roborovskii (desert hamster)
Lineage: Eukaryota; Metazoa; Chordata; Mammalia; Rodentia; Cricetidae
Gene: Otop3
Product: otopetrin 3
Exons: 7
Coding region: 1-1749 (582 amino acids)
Biological process (GO): proton transmembrane transport
Cellular component (GO): membrane
Molecular function (GO): proton channel activity
Source: RefSeq, a predicted model, not a curated record
AUGUGCAGUCUGUUUACUUCCUCUCCCUCCCCAGCCCCUGCCGAGGUUGCAUCCAUACCAUCCUCAGAAACAGAGACCCCUGAAGCAGCACCUGCCUAUGACCAAGUAGACAUGGCCACCGAGCCCACAGGGCUCCCGUGUCCUCCGAAGCAGAAGUCCUGGCUAGCGCGGCAUCUCUCCCUGAUGCUGAGGAGAGACCGUCAGGCGCAGAAGGCCGGGCAGCUCUUCUCAGGGCUCCUGGCCCUCAAUGUGGUAUUCCUGGGUGGAGCAUUCAUCUGUAGCAUGAUCUUCAACAAUGUGGCUGUCACUCUGGGUGAUGUGUGGAUCCUGCUGGCUGCGCUGAAGGUCCUGUCCCUGUUGUGGCUCCUGUACUACACAGUGGGCACCACACGGAAGCCCCACGCAGUGCUGUACCGUGACCCUCAUGCAGGACCCAUUUGGGUGAGAUGCUCCCUGGUGCUCUUCGGCAGCUGUACCAUCUGCCUGAAUGUGUUUCGCAUGGGCUACGAUGUGAGCCACAUUCACUGCAAGUCAGAAGUGGAACUCAUCUUUCCGGUCAUCGAGAUCAUCUUCAUGAGUGUCCAGACGUGGGUACUCUGGAGACACUGCAAAGACUGUGUUCAGGUGCAGACCAACUUCACCAGGUGUGGCCUCAUGCUGACCCUGGCCACAAACCUGCUGCUGUGGGUUUUGGCUGUGACCAAUGACUCCAUGCACCGUGAGAUUGAGGCUGAGCUCGACGCCCUCAUGGAAAAGUUCUCAGGUAACGACACCAACACUUGCAUGUGCCUCAACGCCACAGUGUGCGAGGUCUUCCGGAAGGGCUACUUGAUGCUCUACCCCUUCAGCACUGAGUACUGCCUCAUCUGCUGUGCGGUGCUCUUCGUCAUGUGGAAGAACGUGGGCCGCCAUCUGACCAGCCACUCGGGUGCCCAUCCCAACAGACCACCCUUCCGCCUGCAUGGGGCCAUCUUUGGUCCACUGCUGGGCGUUUUGGCACUGGUGGCUGGUGUGUGCGUCUUUGUGCUCUUCCAGAUCGAGGCAAGUGGCCCUGACAUAGCCCGCCAGUACUUCACUCUCUACUACGCAUUCUACGUGGUUGUGCUGCCCGCCAUGAGCCUGGCGUGCCUGGCAGGCACGGCCAUGCAUGGGCUGGAGGAGCGAGAACUGGACACACUCAAGAACCCCACCCGAAGCCUGGAUGUGGUGCUGUUGAUGGGCGCCGCACUGGGCCAGAUGGGCAUUGCCUACUUCUCCAUCGUGGCUAUCGUGGCCACCCAGCCACAUGAGCUGCUCAACCAGCUCAUCCUGGCCUACUCACUGCUGCUUAUCCUGCAGCAUAUCACCCAGAACCUCUUCAUCAUCGAGGGCCUGCACCGCCGCCCCCUCUGGGAGCCUGUGCUCCCAGAUGCGAUGGGGAAGCAGGAUGCUGAGCUGCCCAGAAGAGGCUCCCUGCGGGAGCUGGGCCAGGACCUACGGAGAGCCUCGAGGGCCUACAUCCACUCCUAUAGCCACCUCAACUGGAAACGAAGGAUGCUGAAGGAGAUUUCCCUCUUCCUCAUCCUCUGUAACAUCACGCUGUGGAUGAUGCCUGCAUUCGGCAUACACCCUGAGUUUGAGAAUGGGCUGGAAAAGGAAUUUUACGGCUACAGGACCUGGUUCACCAUUGUCAACUUCGGCCUGCCUCUGGGGGUCUUCUAUCGCAUGCACUCUGUUGGGGGACUGGUAGAAGUCUACCUGGGAGCCUGAGUGCCCAAUGAAACCAACCACAGCAGGAA